AUGGUGGUUUUCCUAACUGUCGUCCGAGCGUACCACGGGCUGUCCUUCACGAGUGACGCCGAGCUGUUGGCGGGCAACGAUAUGCUCUCCGCGAGUGAUACCGAGUCGCUGACGGGUGACAGAGUAGAGUUAGCGGUCGGCAAGAUGAUCUUCACGGGCGACGCUGAGCUGCUGACGAGCAAUGGGAUGGUCUUCGCGGGUCACGUUAAGUUGCCGACGGGUAACAGGGUAGAGUUGACGAUCCACGAUAUGCUCCUCACGGGCAACUCCAAGCUGUUGACGAGCGAUGGGAUGGUUCUCCAGAGUAACGCUGAACUACUGACGAGCGAUAAGACCGUCUUCGCGAGCAACACCAAGCUGUUGACGAGUAACAGGAUGGAGUUGGCGACCCACGAGAUGGUCCUCGCGGGACAUGCCGAGUUGCUGGCGGGCGGUCACAAGGGCCAUGUCACCCUCAACGUUGGCAGCUGUACCAGCAUUACUCAGUGA
This is a messenger RNA of Fibroporia radiculosa, 489 nucleotides long. RefSeq lists its product as uncharacterized. Lineage: Eukaryota; Fungi; Basidiomycota; Agaricomycetes; Polyporales; Fibroporiaceae. Bases 1 to 489 code for a protein of 162 amino acids. The transcript has a single exon. The record is from RefSeq and is a predicted model, not a curated record.